Strongylus vulgaris is the source of this 218-nucleotide messenger RNA. The record is from the annotation of a GenBank genome assembly. NCBI's taxonomy places the organism in Eukaryota, Metazoa, Nematoda, Chromadorea, Rhabditida, Strongylidae.
AUGCAUUCCAUGUUCGCAGUUGCGCUUGCAUGUACUUUAGCCACAAUGCUCCUCGCCCAACAGAUGGAAGAUGAUCUGUCGGCCGACAAGCGAGUGAGAUCCUUCGCGUUCGCCAAAAGAUCUCCCUACAGACAAUUCGCAUUUGCAAAGAGGUCUGUGAAUGAAGAGGAGAGCGAAGUCGAGAAACGAGCUCGGUUCGCAUUUGCAAAGAGGUAAGU